Messenger RNA from Petromyzon marinus (sea lamprey), 2100 nucleotides. RefSeq lists its product as uncharacterized. The record is from RefSeq and is a predicted model, not a curated record. Gene Ontology annotation, cellular component: Golgi apparatus; ciliary membrane. Gene Ontology annotation, biological process: negative regulation of smoothened signaling pathway. Lineage: Eukaryota; Metazoa; Chordata; Hyperoartia; Petromyzontiformes; Petromyzontidae.
GGAAGCAGGAGGAGGAAGCAGCAGGAGGAGGAGGAAGCAGCAGGAGGAAGCUGCAGCAGGAGGAGGAGGAAGCAUCGGCGCGGCCGCGAGGGUCGCCGCGCAUGGGGCCUUCGGCGGGUUCUCGCGGGGGGAUGAGCGCCGUGGCGGCCUCGGCUCUCCGCCCAUGGAUAAACUGACGGCCGUGGCGGGCUGUCUCUUCGUCGCCGCUGAUGUCUUCGCCGUCGUGAGCCUCGUCAACCCCGACUGGAUCAACACGGGCAGCACCCCAGACGCCUUCACCAUCGGGCUGGCGCGCCAGUGCCAGACGAUCCGCGGGCGCGAGCGAGCGUGCACGCCGCCCCGGCUGCCCGCCGAGUGGCUGCUGGCGCUGCUGAUGAUGGUGUGCGGCGUGGCGCUGCUCACGGCCGCCUGUGCCCUGCUGCUGCUGUCACGCUGGCGCCGCGACCUCUUGGUGCACGCCCGGUGGAUCGCCUUCGCCGCCAUGGUCCUCUUCUGCAUUGCGGCCCUCAUCUUCCCCGUGGGCUUCUACGUGGAGGAGGUCGGAGGCCAGCCCUACAAGCUUCCCAACAACGCCCAGGUGGGCUCUUCCUACGUGCUCUUCAUCGUCUCCAUCUUCUUCACCAUCGUGGGCCUGCUGUUUGCCGGGAAGGUGUGCCUGCCGGGGUGACGCGCGGGGCUGCUCCGGCCUACGCCUGCAACCACCCUGCACCCUUCCCUCCCAUCCUGCCGCGCGCCCGCCGGGACGUGCGAGGCCACAGCUUCGCCCUUCCCGCACGGGGCGAGGAGAGCGGCUGCGGGCGGCGGUUUUACGCGGAACUCUCCGGGCAAAGUAAUAAAAAGGACCUAACGCCCGCCAAGGCGAGCGUCGCGAUCUCCACCCCCCCGGAGUGGCUACCGUUCCCUGCAGCCUCCGGCGAGACUCAAGAAUAAAAGGCUCGCGCUCAGAGCCAGUUGCAAAGCAGAAGUGGGGGGAGAGGGUGGGUAAAAGGACAGGCGCUCCGUGUCGCUCCAAAGGAAACCCCCGCCCAGAAUCUUAUUUUAUAUUUAUGUAGCGCCUUGUGCAAGGUGCUUAAGAGGGAAUUAGAAAUGUGUACAGUCGAAUGCGUGUGCGGUAUGUGUGUUGAACUUCUUUCGCACCGUACGUAGGCAACCGCGCUAAUCGGAGGUGUGCGGGAAUAGUGUGAUGAGUUGACGCGUUGAAGGAUGGUGAGUAGCUUGAUGAAAGUGACAGUGACACAAACGACGAUGAACGCGACAGUGAGUGGUUGAUGAUGAUGAGUGAGUGUGAUAGAUGGGUAGGGACGUUGGGAAGAGGGAUGGAGUUGGUGAUGGGGAAGGGGAGUUGGGGUAAGGAGGGGAAAAUCAGUGAGUGCGUUUUAUGGGAAGACUGGUGGUGGUGGUGAGGAUUUAAGAAAUGUGGCACCGCUGUUGUAACUGCCACGACCCAGAAGAUGAAAGUGAACCAGAGACCUCUGGAUUGCAAGUCCAGGACGCUGCUGACCGUCGCUGCUGACCGUCGCACCGCUGUGGCCACGUUGACACCAGUGAGGCUCAGUGCCUUUCCUAAAUCCUCAUCACCACCGCAGCGUCUGUCCAUCCGGCAGCGUUCAAUGGGUUCCGCCGCGGUCGAUCGGAAGGCCCAGGUCCGGCCGGUGUGGAAGAGUAGGCCAAAAACACCCUCUUACAGGAGGGGGAUGGGGGCGCUCCUUCUGGCAGAGACUCUUCCCGCACUGCGAGCCCAGAAGGAGGUCGGCGGCUCUGAAUAUUUUACGUCAAGGAUCUCCCUCCGCGGAAUUCCUCCCUGCGGAUGAUCCCGCAGCGCCCAGCGGAAUGGCGGCGGCCUGCCCCUUGUUUGGCUGUCGUGCAGCUCGAUGAGCCGUGCGUUGGGAUGCCUCUCGCGUCGGUCGCCUGCCACGGCAGCGGUGGAGCCGGUACCCCGAGUUACUUCUUUGCCAAAUCUGCCUCUUAGCCGAUGCGUUCGUGUGUCUCUGUGCGUGUGGUGCGUCUGUGCGCCUCUGUCUGUGCGUGUCUCUGUCUGCGCAUGUAUCUGUCUGCGCGUGGUGUCUCUGUGUGUGUGAUUUCUCUGUGUGUGGUGUCUCU